UGACGUCACGGCUGGCCAACCCGGAUGUGACGGCCGCUGACCACUCGCGCAGAAAUUGCUGCAUUCGGCGGUGUUUUCCUGUGGAAUCUGUCCAGUUCCAACGGAAGAUUCCUCGAUGAGACAUUGGCGUUCCUUUUCCCAGCUAAACGGCGAAGAGUGAGACAUAAACUGCCGCAGUCACGUGACUUGUUGCAGGUCGCCCAGCUUCCUGCCAGGAUGAGCGGGGCGGCACUGGGCUUGGAGAUUGUGGUGGUCUUCUUCCUGGCGCUCUUCCUGCUACACCGCUAUGGAGACUUUGGCAAACAACAGCGCAUGGUUCUGUUCGGGACGCUGCUGGCGUGGUACCUGUGCUUCCUCAUCGUCUUCAUCCUCCCGCUGGACGUCACCACGACCAUCUACAAGCAGUGCAAGAUGGACCACGAGGCGCACGGCACGGACCCGGCCCUUGUCAAUCAGACCGCAGGAAACACUUCUGUGACUCCCACUCAGAGCGUGCGUGCAGCGUGCUACAAGCCUUGGAGUUACAUACCCGACGGAAUCAUGCCCGUCUUCUGGAGGGUGGUCUACUGGACUUCCCAGUGCCUCACGUGGCUGUUGCUUCCCUUCAUGCAGUCGUACGCUCGCUCCGGUGGCUUCUCCAUCGGCGGGAAGAUGAAAACGGCUCUUAUCGAGAACGCCAUAUACUACGGAACCUACCUGCUCAUCUUCGGUUCCUUGCUCAUCUACGUGGCCGUUCACCCCGAGUGGCGCCUGUCUUGGUACGAGUUGCAGACCAUCGGCAUCACGGCGGCCAACACGUGGGGUCUGUUCCUGCUGGUCCUGCUGCUUGGAUACGGCCUGGUGGAAAUCCCCCGCUCCUACUGGGAGGCCUCCAGACACGGACACCUGCUGCUCAAGACCUACUUCAAGGCAUCCAAGCUGAUGACGGAGAAGGCGGACGCCGAGGAGAAUCUGGAGGACGUCAUGGAGGAGGUGAGGAAAGUCAGCGAGGCCAUCAAGUACAACCAUCCGCUGAGGACGUGCAUCGACACCAUCCUCAGGAAGUGCCCGCUGGAGUACCAGGAGAAAAUGGGUCGCAACAUGGACGACUACGAGGACUUUGACGACAAGCAGACGUUUCCCAGCGAGAAAAGUCUGGUCAAGCUUCACAAGCAGGUGAUCUACGCGGUGCAGAGACACAACAGGACCCGGGUCCAGUGGCAGAUCCUCUUGCAGCAGGCCUUCCACCUGGAGGAUGUGGCCAAGAACGAGACCGGCUCCACGCGCCAGUUCGUGCACAGCUUCCCGCACUCGCAGCCCGCCGGGUGGUUCUGCAGAUACGUGUACACGCCGACCGUAGAGUGGUACUGGGAGUGUCUCCUCAAGCGCUGCUUCUACCGCCUGCUGGCACUGGUCCUGAGCCUCUUCAGCAUGGCUGUGGUCUGGUCCGAAUGUACUUUCUUCAGCACCAAGCCGGUCCUGUCGCUGUUCGCCGUCUUCAUCCAGCUGGCCGAGCGGGACUACAACUACGUAUACAUCCAGGUGGCGUGCUUCAUCACCAUCUUCUUCCUGUGCACCUGCGUUUACUCCACCGUCUUCCGUAUCCGGGUCUUCAACUACUACUACCUGGCGUCGCACCACCAGACGGACGCCUACAGCCUGCAGUUCAGCGGCAUGCUCUUUUGUCGCCUCACGCCGCCGCUGUGUCUCAACUUCCUGGGUCUCAUCCACAUGGACGCGGCCAUCUCGCACCAGCAGAAGGAGCAGACGGCCUACACCUCGAUCAUGGGCUCCAUGCGCGUGCUGUCCUUUGUGGCCAACGGCUUCUACAUCUACUACCCCAUGUUAAUCGUCCUCCUGUGCAUCGCCACUUACUUCAGUUUGGGGACGCGCUGUCUGAACCUUCUGGGCUUCCAGCAAUUCAUGGGCGACUGCGAAAUGACCUCUGACCUGAUGGAGGAGGGCAAGGAGCUGAUUCGCCGCGAGAAACGAAAGCGCCAAAGGACGGAGGAUGGCGAGAACCGGCGGCGAGACUGGAAGCAGCGCUAUGGCAACCAGAGGGAGGAGCCAAUGGCGAGGAGCAGGGCCGUGCACGACGCCAAGGAGAGCGACGCCAAUGACAGACAAGUCAAGUAUUCGCGCUCCUCGCGACUCCCGGAGCGCGAUCAGGUGGAGUUGCUCCAGGACGCCGAGCCUCUGGACUUCAACGCCGAUUCCCUGUCGGAGGAAGCGGCGGACUCGGAGUCUGGCAGACACGCGGGAGGACGCUACCUGUCCAUGUCGUCGUCUCGCAGCCGGAUAUUUGACGACGUCUAACGGGGAAACACGUCUCCCAUCCCGGACUUCACGUGUGUGUUCUUCACAUGUCCCCUCGGCGGAGCGCAGGGACGCCUGGUGAUGGAGCAUGGCUAUCGUGGCGUGUUUGCGAAGGUCGUCACUUUGCCCACCAGAGGGCAGCACCGACUAGACAGUAAAUAUGCGCUCUGCUGCUCCCUCUUGUCUUUAAGUGUAGCUUGAAUGAAUGUGGCAUAUUUAUACUUCCUGUCUGUCAUUAAACGUUCUGACAACGUU
Molecule: messenger RNA, 2550 nt
Organism: Nerophis lumbriciformis (worm pipefish)
Lineage: Eukaryota; Metazoa; Chordata; Actinopteri; Syngnathiformes; Syngnathidae
Gene: lmbrd2b
Product: LMBR1 domain containing 2b
Biological process (GO): adrenergic receptor signaling pathway
Cellular component (GO): membrane
Source: RefSeq, a predicted model, not a curated record